Molecule: messenger RNA, 4064 nt
Organism: Chrysoperla carnea
Lineage: Eukaryota; Metazoa; Arthropoda; Insecta; Neuroptera; Chrysopidae
Gene: Liprin-beta
Product: liprin-beta-2
Exons: 11
Coding region: 169-4029 (1286 amino acids)
Biological process (GO): neuromuscular junction development
Cellular component (GO): presynaptic active zone
Molecular function (GO): protein binding
Source: RefSeq, a predicted model, not a curated record
UACUCAAAAAAAAGUCGGUAUACUAUUAAACAGUGUAGCUAGAAACUAAAUAAAAAUUUUAUCAAACAUGAAUCAAACGUUAGAAAAUUUAUGUGGUACGAAAUUAAAUACUUAAAAAUAGUUUUAUUGCCAUUUUCAUUUUAAAAAUAAAAUAACACACAUAAUAUUAUGCCAUUACGUAGUGCUUGUGGAGUAGGGAAUAAUACAACUGCUACCAUGGUGGGAGGUGGUGCUUUAGUCGCGUCAACAGUAGCAAUGUUAGAACAAAAGAGUAACAAUAAUAGUUCAAAUAUAAUUCGUUCAAAAACUCCACCGCGUCGUUUUCAACAUUCAACAGUAUCCCGAUUGACGUAUUUUAAUAAAAAUUGUGAAAAACCAUCUAGUCAAAAUAAUAGUUUUAGUAAUUUACCACCAGAUGUCUCUACAAACAAUAAUUUAAAUGAUAAAAACUGUCGUUCGCCUGAUAUCUUACCAAAAAAAUCGUCAGAUAAUACUACUACACCAAAAAUCAUUGAUAGUCUACCAAAAAAAUCUAUCGAACCAGAAGUUGUUUUACAUGUGGACGAAGAAAAUGACAUAGUUCAAACAAACUCUUCGACAACGAUGUCUAAGUCCAAUACAAAUUCAUCAUCUAGUUCUACAUGUACUGUUAUUAAUAACAAAGAAAUUCCAUCACCAGAUCAUGAUACUCAAAAAUUACGUCCAUUAAGUUCUUCAUCAUCAGAUGGAGGAGGAAGUAGCACCACGUGCUCAGAGACUGCGGUUGUUAAUGUUUGUGGAGAUGAUGAUGAUGAUAGUUCUGAGGAUGACAGCUCAGAUGAAUGCUCUGAUGAUUCGGAUAUGACAUCUGAUGAUGAGUCAUCUAGUGGGCGGGAGUUUACUGUUAUGGAAGACAGAGGUGGGGGAUAUGGAAGUAGUAAUAAUCAGCGAGGCUUAGAACCAAUUACUGAAGAAGAACGGCCAGUAACAUCGAGCAGUAUUAAUACACUUGAAGAAGAUGAUUCAACAUGUUGUGAUGAAGAUUUUCAAUGGAUAAGCAGUUCACGUACAGAAGAACAUUCCCCAACGCCAAAUGGCUCCUCAUAUAAUAGUACGCCACCAGAGGAGCAACGACUUUCUAGUACACAGUAUCAAAAACCAGCACCCCGUAGCACACAGCAUAAUCCUCAUCGAUUACGAACGGAUAAUUCACCUCGACGAUCGGUAGAACGCUCUGCACCAGGUAGCUUAGAUCGCCGACGUCCACAUCACAAUCAUUCAAAUCGACAAGAUCGGGAUAGUAAAUCGAAAUCAACGCAUACACCACUACAACGUGGUGAAAAAGAAUAUCGACAUCAAUCACCGUCAUCCGCGUAUCCAGAAUUUCAUUUUCCACCGCCACCACCUCGAUGUGAAUUAUACAAUAAUAAUGGCUUACCUCCAAGACAUUGGAAUUAUGCCUCAUCGCCUUCUGCAUGCGAUGAACAAACACAAUGGAAUGGUGGAAGUACAGAAUAUUGCAACGAUUACGAUUGCUUUCAUAAACAUCAUGAACGAAACGAUCCAAAACGAUAUGGGAGCUCAUCGCUGCUAGUAGAAUAUCCAUCUCCAGGUGGCCCUGGAGGUGGAAACACACACCAAUAUCAUCAUCGUCUUGGUAGUCAACCUGAUUUGUAUGGAACUCCAGAAGUAGAUCGGGGCGGGCGUGGACUCAUGUCACCGUUACAUUCUUGGCGUGGUUUACCCCCAUCUCAACAUAUGUGUUGUGCGGCAUAUCAUACGUUGCCACCAAUGCCAUGUUGCCAUCAUGGACCUCCUACAGGAUGUUAUGAUUCUGAUGUACGUAAUUAUAGCACAUGGAAUAAUUAUCAUAAGUCUGGCGAACAAGAUGAGAAAAUUAAACGAUUGGAAAAUGAUAAAGACACAUUACAAAUGCAAGUACAAGUAUUAACGGAACAAAUUGAAACACAAUCGGAUAAAAUUGCUGAAUUAGAGAAAUUAUUAAGUGAAAAGAAACAACUGCUCGGCAAUGCAGAGGAUCUCUUGCAGAGAGUAAGGACACUCGCUACUUACAUAGCCAGCCACAUUGAUAAGCAAAAAGAAAUGUUAUCACGUUCCUCGUUAGAAACACAAAAAUUGGAAUUAAUGUCAGCUAUGUCUGAAUUAAAAUUACAACAAGCAGCAUUAGAACGUGAAAAUAUUGAAUUGCGCACUAGUCAUUAUGCAUCGCAAUUAAAUGGUAAUCAUGUGAUUACAAAUCAAUCAGCAACGUUAACAAAUAUUAAUAAAAAACCACCAUUAAUACCAAGAACAUCUCCCAUACCACAGCAUACUUCCACGCCAGUACACCAUUCAACAAAUACAAAUCAAAUAUCUUCCACAAUAUUAUCAUCAACGCCUAGUCCAAUAUCAGGAAAUACAACCAGUAAUACACCGUUGUCAACUCGUAAUGAUGAUAAUCAACCGAGGACACCACCACCAAAUUAUCGACGCACUGUGGAUUUGCAUUAUGGCAGUUUACCACGUCAAACGUAUUUAUCAACAAAUGGUCUAAUAAUGGAUAAUAAUGCAAAUAGUUCACAAACAAAUUUAACAGGAGUUCCUAAUUCAGCGAGUGUGCCAUCUAGAAAAGGUGUUGCAUUUGGUAAAGGAAUAUCUUCACUACUUGGGGGGGCUAGAGGUCGUGGGCAUUCAGUACCGAAUUUAGCGGAAACAGAAAAAGUAGUUAUUGAAGAUUCAAACGAUGGGGUUAAUAGUUUUUCACCGCAAGCAUCGCCAUCAUUGAAUAAAAAUAAAGGUAUUAAAAAAAUAUUUGGAAAAAUGAAACGAUCAGGAUCAGGCAAUUUAGAUGAUUUAUCAGGUGAUGGUGAAUUUCGUCGUGGUGGUGUGCGUGCAACUGCUGGUCCGCGUUUAUGUUGGAGCCAACCACCAGAUUCGAAAAGACCAGAUAAACCAUUCCAUGAAUGGGAUAUCGAAAACAUAUGUGAUUGGCUACAAGAAUUAGGAUUAGAAGCGUAUUUAACUGAAGCGAAACGUUGGGUUAAAGAUGGUGCACAAUUGCAAGCUGCUACUGGUCAUGAAUUUGAAAAGGAAUUGGGCAUUAAAAAUCCAUUACAUCGAAAGAAAUUGCAAUUAGCAAUUUUAGAUUUAACUGAUAAUGGAACAAAUGAUACGUUGCUAGCGUCAGCAGGACGGUUGGAUACGGCAUGGGUGCUACGAUGGCUAGAUGAUACAGGGUUACCACAACACAAAGAUGCAUUUUUACAAGCACGUAUUGAUGGACGAUUACUACAUCGUUUAACAGUGGAUGAUUUAGCUACACUUCAUGUGACGUCUUUAUUACAUGCUACAAGUAUACGUCGUGGUAUUCAAGUUUUGAGAGAACAUGAUUUUGAUCCCGGAUGUUUAAUACGGCGAUCGUUACCUGAUGAAUCACUGCCAGAGACAAAAGAUAUAGCGUUAUGGACAGCACAUCGUGUCAUGGAAUGGUUACGUGUUGUAGAUUUAGCUGAAUAUGCACCAAAUUUACGUGGUGCUGGUGUACAUGGGGCAUUAAUGGUAUAUGAACCAAAAUUUACAGCCGAAUUAAUGGCAACAUUAUUAAAUAUACCACCUAGUAAAACAUUAUUACGACGGCAUUUAAGCACUCACUUCAAAGAAUUACUUGGACGUGAUGUGAUACAAGAGAAACGUGAAGCUGAAACUGUAUUAGGUUAUAUACCAUUGACACCAGCUACCAAAUUAAAAAUUGUUAAGAAAUCACAAUUUUCUUUAAAACGUAAGAAAAGUAAAGGUGAAUUAGACUUUGGCGAUUUGGUGUGUCCAAUGAAAACUGGACAAUCAUCAUCCCAGUCAGGUGAAAUUAUUGCCAAUAAUAAUGGCACUUCUACACAUGGGGAUGCUAUUAGUAGUGGUACGAUGAAGAAAACACCAGGCGAAAAGGACAUGGCUGUUUAUCAUCUCGUUAAUGAUGGUGGUACAGAUGAUGUAUUCCAUGCACAUCGAUCAUCCCCAUUACCACAACGGCUAAAAGAUUCCAUUCUUGUCUAAUAAAAAUGUUUUGUUUUUAUAAAAUUAACAAAAAA